This is a messenger RNA of Pongo pygmaeus (Bornean orangutan), 1808 nucleotides long. It is a transcript of the gene PRR22, whose product is annotated as proline rich 22. Lineage: Eukaryota; Metazoa; Chordata; Mammalia; Primates; Hominidae. The transcript is spliced from 2 exons. The record is from RefSeq and is a predicted model, not a curated record. The coding region runs from base 229 to 1791 and encodes 520 amino acids.
UUCCCCAAACCUCUUAGCCGCCUCCAUGGGCCCUGCCCCAAGUUAGGUGCUGCUGGUGCCCAGAGAGGCCUUGACCCCCAAGAAGGUAGCGGGUGCAGGAUCCGGGGGGCCUUAGCCUGUGUGGGUGUGGAUCAGGGCAGCCUGCCUGGAGGAGGCGGCCUCAAAGCUGUUAGGGGGGUGUUGCUGGAAGAGGCAAAGGCCUGGCCCAGAAUCCUCCCUCCCACGGUGAUGACCAUCUCUGCCACCGUCUGCCGCUGCCCGCCCCCAACACCCAGAACCCCAACCAGUGGGCGUGCUGCAGGCUGGAACCCGCUGCCCCGAGUAACCAGGCAAACAGAACCCCACCAGGUUCUCAGCCUGUUCUUUGGUUGGGCCACCUGCGCUCCCACUGCUGCCCUCCUGGCCUGUCUGGACCGGGCCCACCACUGUCCCAUGCAGCAUCCCAAAUCGUUCUAUGCCCCUGCAGCUCCCCAGGAAGGUUUCAGCCCCCAGAGUCUGGAGGGGGCCGAGGCGCUGGGCAACCAGCCUGCUCCCACCUGCGCUGAGCCUCCUCCCGCUGUGGGUACGAUCGGGUGGGUGAGGGCACCUGCUGGAGAGGGCUCAGGGGCCACCCGCCUAAGGGCCCUACCCAGCCGGACACCUUUGUCCAUAGGCUCUUUGAACCUGUAUCAUCCCCCAGACCCAGAGAAAGAGGUGUUUCCAGCCCCUCCAGCAGGUUUCCAGAUGGCCCCAUGCGGGUGCUUCUUCGACCCCCGCAUCUAUCGGAUCGAGUGGACCACCCCCGACCUGGGCCAGUCAGCCCUGUACAAGUUGGCGGCAAGCAGCGGGGGGCCAGCAGGGGUCCCCUCCGCCCCAGGCAGCUACCUCCUGGAGCCGCAGCCCUACCUCAAGGCCCCGGGGCUGCCCCCAUACCCCCACUACCAGCCGGCACCCGGGGGGCCCCAGUUUCUCUUGUCCUACUUCCCGCCCGAGGGCCCCGGGCCAGAGGCUCUGGGCUUUGUGGGAGACGCAGGGCCCGCCACCUUCGUGGAGCUGCCCCUACCGCCCCUAGAGGAAGGCCCAGCCCCACCGCCACCCCCACCCGCCAAGGAGAACAAGCCGCCCCCUGUACUCAUCACGCUGCCUGCAGAGCCCACACUGCCCCCGGACGCCUACAGCCACCUCCAGGGUCACCUCGGCCACUUCCCUGGGCCCGAACCCCUGGCCUUCCCCGCCAAGGAGCUGCAGGGCAGCAGGGCCCGACCUGGGGUGCCCCUGUACCCACCGGGCCUCAGCGAGCUCAAGGUGGCCGAGGUCAAGGAGGGGGCCCUGCUGGGGGCAGGCGAGGCCAAGGCCCCCGAGACGGCCAGAGCUUUGGCACUGCCUGACAAGGUUCUGCUGGAGGACGCCAUGAAGCUCUUCGACUGCCUACCAGGCGCCUCUGAGCCUGAGGGUACCCUGUGCGAGGUCCCCGGGCCGGCCCUGCCUGACAGCAGUGGUGGGAACUCAGCCGAUGACAUCCGCUCACUGCGCCUGCCUGAGGAGCUGCUGUCCUUCGACUACAGCGUGCCUGAGAUCCUGGACACCGUGUCCAACGUCGACUACUUCUUCAACUUCAAGGCGCUUGACGAGGAGCAGCCGCCCCACCUGGGGCCCCCUGCCGCCAACACCCCGGCCCCCAUUCUGCCCGGCAAGAGAAAGGCCUUGACGGCCAAGAAGGGAAAGCCGGGAGGGAAGGCCAGGCAGCCGGCAGGCCCAGCCAGCGCCACUCCCCCGGGGCCCAGGCAGGACCUGGGAGCCACCCCGCAUUAAAGCACAUUUGACCUUUC